Molecule: messenger RNA, 3271 nt
Organism: Cottoperca gobio
Lineage: Eukaryota; Metazoa; Chordata; Actinopteri; Perciformes; Bovichtidae
Gene: xpnpep3
Product: X-prolyl aminopeptidase 3, mitochondrial
Exons: 12
Coding region: 196-1764 (522 amino acids)
Biological process (GO): proteolysis
Cellular component (GO): mitochondrion
Molecular function (GO): metalloaminopeptidase activity; manganese ion binding
Source: RefSeq, a predicted model, not a curated record
GUGGCGGUAAUAGGCUGGUUGACAACCGUCCUGCGAAGCAAAACGCAGGGUAGAAAAUGAACGAAUACGGUUAGCAAACAUCAAGCUAGCGAGGCUAACAGUCGACCAAGCAGAGAUAUAACAGUUGCUUGAGAAGAUUUUAAUGUAGCGGGUCGACAUGCUGUGACUUGUCGGUGUCCUCCAGUUGCAGAAACAAUGUUGCCCUCAACCAGCACCUUGGCCAGGUCUGCUGUCAGACUACUGCCCGGGCGAACCUGGAGUCGAGGAUGUGUCUGGUGCCCCUGCAGAAACAUUUAUCUGAAACAAGGAGGUUUGAAACCAAAGACGGUUCCACCUCGGUACCUGGGCCAGCCCAGCCCGUUCACUCAUCCACACCUCAUCAAACAUGGUGAGGUGACCCCAGGCUUGAGCCAGACAGAAUACGAGCUCCGCCGACACAGGCUGGCCUUACUUAUCGAGGCCCAGUCAGACAGGCUGGGACCCUCCGGCUCCUCUAGCACCCAUGUGGUUAUUGUGCUGUCCCAUCCGACCCGCUACAUGACCAAUGACAUCCCUUAUCCCUUCCACCAGAACCAGGAUUUCCUCUACCUCAGUGGCAUCCUAGAGCCUGACAGUGCCUUGGUUCUUUAUGGCAAAGGACGACCAGACCAGGCCAUCUUGUUCGUCCCCCGCAGAGACCCGGGGAGAGAGCUGUGGGACGGGCCUCGGUCAGGGAAGGACGGGGCGGCUGCUUUGACCGGCAUAGAGAGAGUUCAUAGCCCGGAAGAACUGGGUGUUGUGCUCAAGAGCCUGAAAGGCUCUGUGCUGUGGUACGACAGUUCUCAGCCCGCCCACCCUCGGCUCCACCAGGCUCACGUGGGUCCCAUGCUGGAGGCGGGGCCGAUGCCGCACUCUCUCAGGCCCCUCGUACAUUCUCUUAGGGCCCUCAAGAGCUCAGCAGAGGUGGCGCUCAUGCAAGAAGCAGGUCACAUCUCAGCACAGGCUUUUCGGAGGACGAUGGCUUUGUCUCACGGAGACGUGGAUGAAGCUGUGCUCUUUGCUAAGUUCGAUUUUGAAAAUCGGAUCCAUGGCGCCAACUUCCUGGCCUAUCCCCCUGUUGUUGCUGGAGGGAAUCGAGCCAAUACUCUGCACUACAUAAACAACAACCAGAUCAUCAAGGUAAAGGAAGGUGUUGCAUGUGCCAACGGAUCCGUCCCGUCACACAAGGAUGGCGAGAUGGUGCUGCUUGAUGGGGGUUGUGAAUACUUUGGUUACGUCAGUGAUAUCACUCGAACAUGGCCAGUGAAUGGAAAAUUCAGCCCGGCCCAGGCUGAGCUGUACGAGGCCGUCCUGGAGGUCCAGCGCUCCUGUUUGUCUCUGUGCUCUCCGGGCGUCAGUCUGGAUCACAUCUACAGUACCAUGCUGGCUCUGUUGGGACGACAGCUCAAGCAGCUCGGCAUCAUCGAGGCUAGCACCAGCGACGCUGAUGUACUAAAGGCUGCACGGCGGUACUGCCCGCACCAUGUUGGGCAUUACCUGGGCAUGGACGUCCACGACACUCCUGAGCUCUCCCGCUCACAAGCUCUGCAGCCCGGGAUGGCCAUCACUAUAGAACCAGGGUUGUACAUAGCCGAGGACAAUGACCAGGUGCCAGAGCGUUUCCGCGGCCUGGGCAUCAGGAUUGAGGAUGAUGUGGUGAUCCGGGACACGGGAGAAGCUCUGAUUCUGUCCUCUGACGCACCAAAGACCAUCGCUGAUGUAGAGAAGGCCUGUGCCCAGAGAUAGGGCAGGGAGAGACAGACGGGUGACAAAGUAAGCCCCGGCUUCGAGGGCAGGCGUGUGCUGUGUUUUUCCAACCGUCUCCACGGUGAUGACAUCAUCAGACUCAGGGCCCAGGUACAUGAAAGGUGGGAGCACACGGCCAGACUCUGGUUCUAGUCUCAGCAAGGCCUUAAGAAUGUAGAAAUCUGGUGUGGAAGAUCAUAGAUUUUGGCGUCUACCUAAAUGUUUAAAGAAACGGGUUUCAUGUUUGUAGUCUUCAACAUCGAACGCUUGUGAAGCAACAGUGAAAGGUGGGUUUAGUUGUGUAGUGCGGUUUGUUUAAAGUGGGGUUGUAUGAGGUACUUAUGCAAGCAAUGUGCUGCUGGGACAGGAACAGCAGCGAAAUGUAUUUUAGCCACCUAAACAAAUUUGUAUCAGUUAAAGUGACCGGUAUAUUUAGAAUAUUUUCACCGCGUUAUCCGUUGUAUCUAUCUAUGCUCUCUACAAAGUCACCAGACCUAAAAUAGUAAUUUUAUCUCGCAAAACACAGAGUUGCUGGUCUACUGUUACCUCGAUCUGUUAGUUUGUUAGUGUUGUUGUGUGACUUGGGUUUGUUCGGAUUCACCAAAGUCACACAAUAACACAAACUGACUGACGAGGCAGCGGCAGACCAGCAACCUUUAGUGUUCGGCAGCGGCAGACAAGCAACCUUUAGUGUUCGGCAGCAUUCCUCCUCCUCAAAAAUGUAAUUACACGCCAUGGCUACAGCAGCUAGAGCAAAACCACAUGGAGACCUAUCUUACACAUGUAUAAUACAUCUAUAGUGUUGUAAUGGUGCUAUCGGCCGGUGAAAUCCAACGCUAAACUAUAAAUAAAAACCUAAGAACAACUGUAAACCUCAAGUGUAUAUAUUCAGCUGAAGACCCAGUGGUGAGAUCCAACAACCAUGAAAACAUCUUCAUUCUUAAAACCCAUUUUCUCCACACCCUGUUUUACAGAAUUGCCACCAUCGUGGCACCAGGAUAUAAUUGUUUGUUUGUUGUCUCACCCAAAAAACCUUUUCCGGCACGAUGCUAUGUGACGCGUGUUGAAGUGAAUAUGGUAUAUAAUAAAUAAAAUCAACAGAGAUUUGGACAAUUAUAAUUUGUUAAUGUACAAAGCAUACACUUAAUAUGAAAGAAAGACUUGCUCGUCUACUGUCGAUGGGAAUAAAGAUCAUCGCCUAUUUUAGCGGGUUACUCCGUGUUCAAGAAACCUGCAUAUACACGCUAAUGUUGGUAGAAAAAGGGAAUUGAUGAUGGUAAUGAUUACACCAAUGCACUGAAAUGGCUUACAAAGUGUACAUUGAAAAGAGUUUGUGUGUGUUGUGUGUCUUUUCAGCAGAGAGAAAAAUGUGAUCUCUUUUAAAAAAAAGAAACUAUUGUUUGUAUGUAUUAAAAAGAUCUCACUGUCUCAUUUUUAAUGCACAUGCAUGCCUUUUUAUAUUUUCCUUUUUGUUGACAAAACAGGGAAAUGUUGGCUAAUAUUUGGA